GCGACGCUCGCGCUUGAUGUUGGUUGCUGUUGGCUGCUGUGACAAGUGAAGGCUAACAUUUCAGCAUGGCGAGCCCCGCAGAGGCUGCUGACCCCGCAGCGUGCACCUUCUCCCAGGUGGCGUUCACGGACACCCCGCACUCAUACCCGCCUGCGACCCCCAUCACCUGCUGCUACAGCCUGUCCGCUGCCUUCCAGCCAAACCGAAGGGACUGGGUGGGCAUCUUUAAGGUCGGUUGGAGCACAACAAAGGAUUAUCACACCUUUGUGUGGGUGGAGCCGAGCGUGGAUGUGGUCGGUCAGGACGCAACCGGGCAGGUUGUUUUUAAGGAGUACUACCUGCCUAAAGAUGAGAUCGAGUUUUACCAGUUCUGCUACGUUGACAGUACGGGUCAAGUGCGAGGAGCCAGCACGCCGUUCUGUUUCAAAAACCCGGUGGAGCAAAGCAUGGAGAGCAGCCCGGACGAUGACCUCCUCGUUAUUACAACACAGGAGCAGGUCGAACAGAGCGUACGCGAGAAAGCCGAACUGCAGAAAGAGUUGAAUCAGAUGAAAGAGGAAAACGAAACCUUAAAAAACGACCUGCAGAAGAAUCAGCAAGAAGCCGCCAGCUUGAAGGGGCAGAAUGAGCAGAAGGAGAAAGAAAUGAGUCAACUGGUCAAAGAAAUGGAUCAAAUCAAGGAGCAAAAUGAAAACUUGAAGAGCACUUUACAGCAGCAGCAGAAAGAGACGGACAACUUAAAGGAGGAGCUGUUGACCCAAAAGACAAAGCAGAUGGAUUUACAGCAGCAUGAGCAGAAACAACGGAGUCAAAGCUUGAGAUUAGAGGGAGAAUCAGCACAAAAUGAAAAAUACGACAGAGCUGUGAUGAAGAUCAACAACCUGCUCAAAGAGGAGCGUGAGGAGCUGAAGGGGAAGGUUGAUGCUCAGAGUUCGGAGAUUGCCAAGCUAAAUUCCAAACUCAGAGAACAAGAAAGGGAACUGCUCAAAACAAAAGACAGCAUACAGCUUCUUCAGGUUGACCUUCAGAGCAGUGAGAAGGAGAAGGAGAGGCUCUCUGCCGAGCUGCAGAAGCUGCAAAGCAUCGCACACAACGUAGACGACGUGAAGCGCGAGAACCAGGAGUUGUGUAGGCGGCUGUCGCAGCAGGAGACGGUGCAGAACUGUCCAGAUGACGAUCUAAAGGUGAGGUGUCAGACUCUUGUCAGCCAGCUACAUGAAGCUCAGGCGAAGCUGGCGGCCGAGAGAGAGGACGCCAAAACCACCAAGAACCAGACUGAAUACCUGGAAAGACAUCUGCAGCAGGCCAGAGACCAGCUGGAGAGGGUGAUCUCUGCGUGUGAAGAGGCAGAGCGGAAAAGUGGCAAACUAGAGCUGCUGCUCAGAGAGGCGCAUGAAGCGAUCGCAGAUAAAGACGGCGUCAUCGAGGAGAAGGACCGCAUGAUGCUGCUGAUGACACACGAGAGAGAAGAGCUCACCAGAGAAGUCGAGAGUCUCACGAAAGAUAUCGAGGGGCUGCGCAGAAUUUGCGACGAACUCCAAGCGGCUUCCCCCGUCGAUUCGCCGCACAUUCAGCCUGAGAGCACGUCACCAGCUGCCACCCAAAACCAGCAACAGCAGGACGCACCUGAACAGGCCGAGAGCCUGUAUGAGAGCAUAGGGGGAGUUCCAGAACGAGAAGAGGAGUGUCUGGUGUGCCGUCACUGCCAGGAGAGUUUCCCCUACAUAACCCCGGAGGAGCUGGCGCAGCACGAGCAGAGUCACCGACUGUGUCCCUUCUGCCCGAUGAUCUGCGACAACAUGGAGCAGUCCGCGUUCGAGGAUCACGUCUACGGACACGACGUGUGAGAGCGCUUUAUUAUUAUACGCCUGCAGAAACAAAAAACAAAAAAAAAAACAGUCUUAUAAGUCGGGUGGUCAUAUGUAAAAGGACCAUACCGAUACUUUUGCACAUUUUCACUGCAAAUUUAUCUUCCUGUUGACUAUUUUCCAAAGCAUACGCAAGAGUUUUAGCCUUUUUUUUCCAGCUGUUAGUGUCCAUCAUGCAGAAAGAAUCAGCUGGCAGAGACGUAAAGCCGGCUAAGUAAUUUAACCCAUCGCAGUGAACAUCGUGUUCUUGUUUAUUUUGGUCAAACAGUUUCUCAUCACUACACGUUAAUGCAUUAUUUAAAAGUCAACAAUCACGCAACUGAGCAUCGUUUGAAUACUUUUUGUACAUUCAGUGUUUCUGUAUUGAAGUACAAAAAUAUUAAAUGUUGCCUGUUGUAAACCAGCAGACAUAUUCUAAACAAUAAAGUUUGCUGUUGAAUUCAAAUAUUAAUUUGUCCUUUUUAUCAGAGUUUCUGCAGCUCCUUAAAUUUUUUAAAAUUCAUGGAAUGCAGUAAUAUAAAAAUGAGGCCCUAAUAUAAAUAAAUGUUUCAAAAACAUAGAAAGUAGGAUACCAUGAAUCGUUUUUUCUUGUUGUUUUGUGGGAAAAUCUCAGAAUAAAUGGUGAAAUUUACUGAAAUUCUCUUGCAUUUAUGUCACACAGAUCAGAAGAGAACACAUAUAUACUUGACAAAUGAACAAGAUAAUGAUAAUAUGUUCAUUGUUUUCUAUGUAUUUCACUGAAGAAACGUCAGCAUUUGCAGUCGAUCAUCUAACUUUCAGAUUUGAAAAAGGCCGUGUUUCAUGUUGAAAGAUACAUUUGGCAUAUUAAAUAAAUAUUUAUGGCAGAACAGUCUAGUCUGCGGACUCUGUUUCUUUCUUCUUUAGUCAUCUCGAUGUGCAGAUUUUUAAAUCAGGAAUUAUCACCAAAAAAAGAAAUAAGAUCAUGAAUGCAACCCGACAUUCGAUAUCAGCUAUUGGUAUCAUCUAAUUUGGAUUCCUUUCAAUCAAUACUGUAAAAGUACUAACUGUCAUCAGAAAACUAAAAAAAAAGAAACUGACGACUGAUUUUCAUAUGCACUAAAAUUACUGACAAUUAUGUAAAAAUAAAAACUUGCCGUAUGCUUUGGAACAUAAACAGCAGGGAGGAACGUGUGAUUUGUAGUAAAAAGUCUAAAACAUGCUUAAACCAAAUAAUGCUCCUUUAAGUAGAUGAAUUUAAAAUAUUUUGCACAUUACAUUUAAAAUUGAAUGUACUAACUACAAUUCUAUAUCCACAGUGUAAUUUUUCAUUCAGAUGAAGUUGAUGAUCUGCUGUAAGUGUUUAUUUAACUCUUAAUUUCCGCUGAUUUUAAAGUGUGUGUGAAGGAAUAAAAUGUGGACGAGCGACGUGACAAUUUAUGUAAAUGAUGAAAUCAAAUGAAUGUACGUGCAUUUAAAUGCUCCUGCUGAUAUAAUAAAAAUCUCAAUGCUGA
Plectropomus leopardus (leopard coralgrouper) is the source of this 3340-nucleotide messenger RNA. RefSeq names its product calcium binding and coiled-coil domain 2 (gene calcoco2). The record is from RefSeq and is a predicted model, not a curated record. NCBI's taxonomy places the organism in Eukaryota, Metazoa, Chordata, Actinopteri, Perciformes, Serranidae.